This is a messenger RNA of Clarias gariepinus (North African catfish), 2128 nucleotides long. RefSeq names its product tRNA methyltransferase 2 homolog A (gene trmt2a). Bases 167 to 2008 code for a protein of 613 amino acids. NCBI's taxonomy places the organism in Eukaryota, Metazoa, Chordata, Actinopteri, Siluriformes, Clariidae. The record is from RefSeq and is a predicted model, not a curated record. Gene Ontology annotation, molecular function: RNA binding; RNA methyltransferase activity. The transcript is spliced from 13 exons. Gene Ontology annotation, biological process: RNA processing.
AUUGCGCAUAUUUAGUUAGACACGUGGUUUAGUGUGAAAAGAAGAUGGCAGCCUGCAUGUGUGUGUGCAAACAGCUGUACUGAUCCUGUUUGUUAUCAUUUCCAUCCUUAUAACAGUUAUUACUGCAGUACACUUUAACACAGUUCAGUCCAGCACUCAGGUGGUUAUGGCGGACGUGAGCGCCGACUCCUCCGUCCCGAACGACGCCCCAAUCCCUGCGGAAGAGUCCGGCAUCCAGCCUGAGACGAAACAGGAGGACGAACCUGCGUCAGAAAGUAAGAACGAAGGAGAGGAACGCAAGGAACGCAGCAACUCUGAUGUCUACCGCUACAUCAAGGAGGAUCUGUUCACCUCCGAGAUCUUCAAGGUGGAGAUCCAGAACCUGCCCAAGUACAUCGGCUUCAACGACCUGAAGAAGUUCCUGACCAAACACGGGCUGAACCCACACAAGAUCAAGCUGAUGGGGAAGCAGAACUGCGCCUUCGUCACCUUCAAAAACCAGGAGGACAGGGACAAGGCCAUGAAGCUUGUCCACGGUGUGCACUGGAAGGGGAAGGUCCUGAGCGUACGACUGGCCAAGCCCAAAGCCGACCCCCUCCUCAGGAAGCGCAGGCAGGACGAAGAGGCGGCGGACGGAGGACAGCCCGCGUCCAAACGUCCUGCCGAGGGACACGACGGCGCCGAGGACGAACCUCUAUCCGUCCAGAUUGCCAACGCGGUCACGCCGCUGUGGCAGGUCCCGUACCAAGAGCAGCUCCAGAGGAAGGAGCGGGAGGUGGAGGCAGUCCUGCACACGCUCACACGGGAGAUAGGGAACAGUAAUAAAGCCAUGCUGCCGUGGCUGUUUGUGCAGAAGGAGAAGAACAGAGGUGUGUGUUGUCCCCUCGAACCCAUCAGACCCUCACCAGUGCAGACGGAGUACAGGAACAAGUGUGAGUUUGUGAUCGGCGCCGGAGCCGACGGAGAGGACAAGACGGUGGGGUUUCGCUUGGGGAAGUAUAAAGGAGGCUCGUGCGCCGUGGUGAGUCCCUCAGACACCGUCCACGUCCCUGCAGGGGCCAAGCGCGUUGUCCUCGCCUUCCAGAACUACAUCAGGACGACCCCGUAUGACGUGUACAGUCCAGAGACGUAUGAAGGUCACUGGAGGCAGCUUACGGUCCGCACCAGCAGAACCGGAGAGAUCAUGGCCAUCGUCUUCUUCCAUCCACAGAAACUGUCGGAGGACGAGCUGGCGUCUCUGAAGGAGUCCCUGAGACACUACUUUACAGAUGGAGACGGGAAGGACAGCGGAGUGACGUCUCUGCACUUUGUGAGAAUGGGACAGAGGACGUCUGCAGGGACGGAUGAUUUGGCCUGUGAGCAGGUGGCCGGUGAGGCGUGGAUCCACGAGGAGCUGCUCGGCCUCAGGUUCCGCGUGUCUCCUCACUCCUUCUUCCAGACGAACACUCUGGCAGCAGAGGUUCUGUACUCGUCUGUAGGUGAGUGGGCUCAGCUCGACCGGGACAGCACCGUGCUGGAUGUGUGCUGUGGGACAGGAACCAUCGGCAUCUCUCUGGCCAAGCGAGUGAGGAAGGUGAUAGGAAUCGAGUUGUGUCAGGAGGCGGUGGAGGACGCUAAAGUGAACGCACAAGCUAACGGGUUGACCAACGUGGAGUUUCACUGUGGUAAAGCGGAGGACAUUUUCCCCACCAUACUCAACGCUGUUGUGUCUCCUAACGUUACUGCUAUUGUCGAUCCUCCAAGAGCGGGACUGCAUUCCAAGGUGAUUUUGGCGAUCAGACGGGCGGAGCAUCUGAAGCGGCUGGUGUACGUCGCCUGUAACGCCAAAGCGGCCAUGAACAACUUCAUCGAUCUCUGUAGAGCUCCAUCUAACCGUGUUCGCGGUGCGCCGUUCCGCCCGGUGCGAGCGAUGGCCGUGGACUUGUUCCCUCAGACCAUGCACUGUGAGACCAUCCUGCUGUUCGAGAGGGUCGACUACGGAUCCAGCACCAACAACGCCGAGAACUGAAGCUAAUGCUAGCGGUUUCUCACAAGUCUCGCUAAUAACGAGCAGCUCAUAACAUUCUAAAGGCAAAGUUAUUUUUUAAAACCUUUAAAAAGUGCAAACACAAUCCUGUUUUCUGAUCCA